CACCGUUCCUGCUAGGUCGGCUCGCUUCCUCGCGUGGAUCUGGACCCAGGGAGAAGGCGUCUGAGGGCAGUGCGGGCUCAGGGAGCGGAGCGAGGCUGCCGAGAGCGAGCCGGGAGCUGUGGGGCUGCAGUGCGAUGAAGCAGCGGCUCAGGGAGCGGAGGCUGGCGGUGUGGCGAGACGGUCCGGCCCGGGGCCGGGACUGCUGCUCCGGAGGCUGCUGAAGGCGCCGCGGCGGCCGGCGCAGAGCACGGCGGGCGAGAGGGAGGAGAGGCUGCGGAGCGCGGGGAAGCCGGGCUGGGCGGCCGGCGGCUCGGGUUGGCCUCCCCGGUUGGGAUCCCCCGGGUGGAACCAUGCGGGUGGCCAAGUGGCUGACGGGGCUGCUCUACCAGCUCUCGCUGUUCAUCACCAGAUCUUGGGAAAUUCACUUGCACCCCAGGCAAGAAGCCCUGGUAAGGACGCUGACCUCCUACGAAGUGGUGACCCCCGCGCGGGUCAAUGAGUUUGGCGAAGUGUUUCCUCAGAGCCACCACUUCAGCCGGAGGAAGCGCAGCUCGGAGGCCCUGGAGCCCCCGCCAUUCAGGACCCACUACCGAAUCAGCGCCUACGGGCAGCUCUUCCAGCUGAACCUGAGCGCGGACGCGGCCUUUCUGGCCACUGGCUACACCGAGGUGCACCUGGGAGCUCCCGCGCGCGGGGCCGAGGAGCGCAGCGUGGUGGCCCCGGAUCUACGCCACUGCUUCUAUCGAGGCCAGGUCAAUGCUCGGGCGGAUCAUACGGCGGUCUUCAGCCUCUGUGGAGGCCUGAUGGGAACAUUUAAAGCGCAUGAUGGUGAAUAUUUCUUAGAACCUAUAAUGAAGGCAGAUGGGAGUGAACCUGAAGAUGAUCAUAACAAGCCACAUCUUAUAUACAGACAGGAAUUAAAGAGCAGCUAUUUUCUGCAAUCUCCCCAGCCUUGUGAAGUUUCAGAAAGUCAAAUAAAGAAAACCACUUUACCCUUUCAAAACUACAGCAACACAAAUGAAGAUCUUAAUGUAAAGAAGGAAAUGGUUUUAGGGUACCCUGCAAAAAAUAAAUCAUUGGAAGAUGAAAGAAGUCAAUUACAUUCCAGGAAAAAACGUUUUUUAUCCUACCCAAGAUAUGUGGAAGUUAUGGUUACAGCUGACGCUAAAAUGGUUCAUCAUCAUGGACAGAAUUUGCAGCACUAUGUACUAACACUAAUGUCAAUUGUUGCAGCAAUCUACAAGGACUCAAGUAUUGGAAAUCUUAUCAACAUAGUAAUCGUGAAAUUAGUUGUAAUUCAUAACGAACAGGAAGGACCAGUCAUCAGUUACAAUGCAGCUACCACAUUGCGUAACUUUUGUUUAUGGCAGCAAACUCAGAAUGUUCUUGAUGAUGCUCACCCUUCUCACCAUGACACUGCUGUUCUUAUCACUAGGGAAGACAUUUGUGGAGCUAGGGAGAAAUGUGACACAUUAGGUUUAGCAGAACUAGGUACCCUGUGUGAUCCUUUACGGAGCUGCUCUAUUAGUGAAGAAAAUGGACUGAGUGCUGCCUUUACCAUAGCGCACGAACUUGGCCAUGUAUUCAACGUUCCACAUGAUGAUAGUUUUAAAUGUAAGGAACCUGGGAUUAAACACCAAUAUCAUGUAAUGGCUCCAACUUUAAAUUACCACACAAGUCCUUGGACCUGGUCAAAAUGUAGUCAGAAAUAUAUCACUGAAUUCCUAGAUACUGGCCAUGGGGAAUGCCUCCUUGACAAACCAAAUGGAAGAAUAUAUGAUCUGUCUUCACAACUUCCUGGAUUAAUGUACGAUGUGAACAAGCAGUGUGAACUGAUGUUUGGCCCUGGAUCACAAGUAUGUCCCUACUUGAAGCAAUGCAGACGUCUCUGGUGUACGAGUGCAGAAGGAGUUCACAAGGGUUGUCGCACUCAGCACAUGCCCCUUGCAGAUGGCACAAACUGUGGUCCUGGGAUGCAUUGCCACCACGGGCUAUGUGUAAACAAAGAAAUGGAAACACGUCCUGUAGAUGGUGAAUGGGGACCAUGGGGACCUUACAGCUCUUGUUCAAGAACAUGUGGAGGUGGAAUCAAAAGCACAAGCAGGCUCUGUAAUCGCCCCGAGCCAAGAAACGGAGGAAAGUACUGUGUGGGCCGCAGGAUGAAAUUUCGAUCAUGUAAUACUGAUUCAUGUCCAAAAGGCAAGCAAGACUUUCGAGAGAAGCAGUGCUCUGAUUUUGAUGGUAAACAUUUCAACAUCAAUGGUCUUUCCCCUAAUGUGAGGUGGCUUCCAAAAUACAGUGGGAUUGCCAUAAAAGAUCGCUGUAAACUCUAUUGUCGGGUUGCUGGAACCACAAACUUCUACCAGUUGAGGGAUAGGGUUGCCGAUGGUACUCCUUGUGGAACUGAAACUAAUGACAUCUGUGUUCAAGGCCUGUGUCGGCAAGCUGGCUGUGAUCAUGUGUUAAACUCCAAGGCCAGGAGAGACAAAUGUGGAGUGUGUGGUGGGGAUAAUUCUUCAUGCCGGACAAUGGCAGGUGUCUUCAACAGUGCUCAUUAUGGUUAUAAUGUUGUUGUCAAGAUUCCCGCAGGAGCAACAAACAUUGAUAUUCUUCAGCACAGCUAUUCUGGAAAACCAGAAGAUGACAAUUACCUUGCAUUAUCUGACACUCAGGGGAAUUUUCUUUUAAACGGGAAUUUUGUUGUAAGUAUGUCAAAAAAAGAAAUCAACAUACAAGGAGCUAUUUUUGAAUACAGUGGUUCAAACAGCUCAAUUGAAAGAAUUAAUAGUACUGAUCGGCUGGAGGAAGAAAUUGUUCUGCAGGUUUUGUGUGUGGGUAAUUUAUACAACCCUGAUGUACGAUAUUCCUUCAAUAUCCCUGUGGAAGAGAAGAGCGACCUAUUCACUUGGGAUCCUCAUGGACCAUGGCAAGACUGUACCAAGAUGUGUCAAGGUCUUCAUAGAAGAAAAAUUGCCUGCGUUCGGAAGAGUGAUCAUGUGGUGGUUUCUGAUCAGAGAUGUGACCACUUACCACUUCCAUUGUUUGUGACUGAAAGGUGCAAUACAGACUGUGAACUAAGGUGGCACAUCAUUGGCAAAAGUGAAUGCUCAUCCCAUUGUGGUCAAGGAUAUAGGUCCUUAGAUGUUCACUGCAUGAAGUAUUCCAUUCAUAAAGGACAGACUGUUCCAGUAGAUGACCACUACUGUGGUGACCAACUUAAACCUCCCACACGAGAACCCUGCCAUGGUGACUGUGUCUUAACAAGAUGGCAUUAUUCAGAAUGGUCCCAGUGUUCUAGGAGUUGUGGAGGAGGGGAAAGGUCUCGAGAAUCUUACUGUAUAAAUAACUUUGGCCACCGUCUUGCUAACAGAGAAUGCCAAGAGCUUCCUCGCGUGACGACAGAGAAUUGCAAUGAAUUUUCCUGCCCCAGUUGGGCUACUAGUGAGUGGAGUGAGUGUCAUGUUACAUGUGGAAAAGGAACAAAACAGCGGCAGGUGUGGUGUCAGCUGAAUGAAGACCACUUGAGUGAUGGUCUCUGCAAUCCAAGCACCAAACCUGAGUCUCUAAGGCCGUGUGAGCUUCAUGCGUGUGCUUCCUGGCAAGUCGGACCGUGGGGUUCUUGCACAGCCACAUGUGGACGAGGGUAUCAGAUGCGUGCUGUUAAAUGUGUCAAUGAGCUACUCAGUGCAGUCUUAGAUGACAGAGCGUGCCACGGAGCUAGUCGCCCAAGUGAUAGGCAGGACUGUUCGGUUAUGCCUUGCCCAGUUAUUCCUAAAAUUGGGGCCACUUCAUUGCCAGCUAUUCCUACAGGAAAGAUAGCUCAGUGGCGACAUGGUUCUUGGACCCCAUGCUCUGUGUCUUGUGGACGAGGUAAUCAAGCCCGCUAUGUAAGCUGUCGUGAUGCUUAUGAUGGAAUAGCAGAUGAAUCCUAUUGUGCCCAUUUACCCCGACCUGCUGAGAUAUCUGUCUGUUUUAACCCUUGUGGAGAGUGGCAAACUGGGAAUUGGUCACCUUGUUCAGCUUCCUGUGGCCAUGGAAAAACAACUCGACAAGUUUUAUGCAUCAACUACCAUCAGCCAAUUAAUGAGAAUUACUGUGACCCUGCAAUUCGCCCUUUGAUCGAACAAGAAUGUAACCUGGCAGCCUGCCCACCCAUGUACAGUCACUUUCCAAGUUCCUCUGAGCAGCCAAGCCAUUUUCCAGGCAGGAAUUUUCCAUUAACUCACAAACCAGAAGAUAAUCAAAAUCAGAGGGUCCAUCUGUCAAUCAGCGGAAAUCAAUGGAGAACAGGACCGUGGGGAUCAUGCUCCAGUAGCUGUGCGGGAGGCGUGCAGCACAGAGUCGUGGUCUGCCAGGAUGAAAACGGACGGAGUGCCAGUUAUUGCGAUGCGGCCGCGAGGCCCCCAGAGUCCAAGCGCUGUGAUUCAGGACCUUGUCCGCGGUGGAACUUUGGAAGCUGGGGAGAAUGUACACAAACAUGUGGAGGAGGAAUAAAAUCAAGAGUCGUAACAUGUCAAUUUCCCAAUGGCCAAAUGUCACAAGAGCAAAACUGUGAGAUGUUAAGCAAGCCACCUAGUGUGGUGCAGUGUCAUGUGCAUGCUUGCCCUGGGGACGUAUCAUGGCAUCGGGGACCAUGGAAGUCGUGCUCAGCUUCUUGUGGUAAAGGUUUAAAGUACCGUGAGGUGCUUUGCAUUGACCAGUUCCAAGGGAAAUUAGAAGAAACAUAUUGCAGUCAUCUACAGAAACCUCGAACUCACAAAGCUUGUAGAUCUGUCAGAUGCCCUUCAUGGAAAGCCAAUAGGUGGAAGGAGUGCUCUGUGACCUGUGGUCCUGGAGUUCAGCAAAGGGAUGUGUACUGUCGGCUGAGAGGCGUUGGUCGGGUGGCUGAAGAAAUGUGUGCUGGAUCCACCCGGCCUGAUUUUCAGCGGCAAUGUUGGCGUCAGGACUGCAUGCAGUACCAGUGGGUGGCAGGAGAGUGGCUGAACUGUUCAACAUCAUGUCAUAAAAAAGAGACACAUCGGCAAGUGAAGUGCAUUGAUGCACAAAACAUUCAAGUGAAUGAGAGUUUCUGUGAACCUUCCACCAGACCUCUUUCAAUCAAGAAAUGCAGGAACCCUUCCUGCAAGUAUAUUGUGGUAACAGGAGACUCAUCACAGUGUGCAGGUAACUGCGGAUUUAGUUACCGACAAAGGAUUACAUACUGCAUUGCAGUCUGGUCUACUGAGAAAUAUAAGCUUCAUCAGCUUUGGCCUAUAGACUAUCGAGAAUGCCCUGUUCUGCCUUCCCCUCAGGUUUACAAAUGCAAUUUUAGGAGCUGUUUGCAUGUGGCCACUUGGAAAGUUGGAAAAUGGAGCAAGUGCUCAGUGACUUGUGGAGCUGGGAAAAUGGAGAGAAGAGUGGAAUGCAUGUCUAUAAAUGGUCGGUCCAGUAACUUAUGUUUAAAGCGUUUAAAACCAGAUUCUCAAAAGAAGUGUUAUGUCAAUGAUUGUAAAACAUUUACCAGCUGCAAAGAAAUCCAAGUGAAAAGCAACAUUACCAUGGAUGGUGACUAUUACCUUAACAUUAAGGGAAGAAUAAUAAAGAUCUAUUGUGCAGGCAUGCACUUGGAGAACCCCAAGGAAUAUAUAUCAUUGGUUAAAGGUGAAGAAGACAACUUUUCUGAAGUAUAUGGUGUCAGACUACAAAAUCCAUAUGAAUGUCCUUUUAAUGGAAGUAGGAGGCAAGACUGUGAGUGUAAAAAUGACUACCUGGCUGCUGGACACACUGUAUUCAGCAAAAUAAGAAUUGAUCUCAGUUCCAUGCAAAUUAAAACCACAGACCUUCUUUUUGCCCAGACAAUAUUUGGAAAAGCAGUUCCAUUUGCCACAGCUGGAGAUUGCUAUAGUGCUGCCAGAUGUCCACAGGGACAGUUCAGCAUUAACUUGGCAGGAACUGGGAUGAGGAUAUCCAACACAGCAAAGUGGCUUGCUCAGGGGAGUUAUGCCUCUGUCAUCAUCCACAGAUCACAAGAUGGAACCAAAGUCUACGGGAGAUGUGGAGGGUUCUGUGGAAAGUGUAUUCCUCACAUGACUACUGGUCUCCCAAUUCAAGUAAUAUGAACAUUCAGAAAUGGGAAGUAUGAGGAGAUAUUCUCUGGAAUAUCUGCGAAUAACCGGUGCUCGUUUCUUUACUCUUCCCUUCCUGAGAUUUCCACAUCCAAAAUGUCUGUGCCUUUUCUUUUCCUUUUCUUUCUUUCUUUUUUUUUUUUCCAGGGUGCUCAUCAGGGAAUCAAAUCACUGCUUAAUUUUUCCAAAGCCUUCAAAAUAAGCUUAACAUAUAUAUGAUUCUAAUCGGGAUCUUUUUAAAAGGACACAAUAAUUUAUGGUAGAGUAUACAGAUAUUUGAAUGAAUUAUACCAAGGUAAUGUUGCUGUUAACAAACAGCUUGGAAUGGAUUACAGUUAUAUUAUACCUAUAAUCGCACAUACAAAUCUCUACUCAGUACUGAAUUGUACAAUGAAAUGUUUAUUCUACUUGUUUAAAAUGGAGCAAGUAAAAAUUAGGAAAAUGAAUUUAUUUAAAACAACUAUAAACAUUAUUAAAUCUGUCAGGUGAAUAGCAAAUCCAUAGUCACAUCAAAAAGUACAUAGCCAUUAUACUUUCUACUGAUACAGCUUAGAUACCUUGUUUUAUAUUUCCUUUAAUUUUUAAUUGUGGGUUAUGGUGCUUCAAAUAAAAAAAAUUAUCCUGGAAAUGCAGUAUACUUUUAUAUUAAAAAUGUAUGCUUGGGUUAAAUACAAAUAUGAAAAUUUGUGGGUAUAACACAGAAGAUAUGAUAUAGUAGAAUUUUACUUAAAACACCUACCUCUAAUUUGAUUGUACAUACAAAAGCAAUAUGUUGUUUUUAUAAUGUUUAUAUUCUGUCUCAAUAACUCUUAUAUAUGUAUAUGUUUACUCUGAAAGGUCUAGUUUCUCAAAAACUAUAUACUGUACUUUAUUAAUCAAAUAGAGAAAUGAGAACAAUUGAAAUUUUGGAAAUCCCAUUUUGGUAAACAAAAUUAUGUUUACAUAUGCAAAAUUUUUAUUAGAGAUGUUCAAGUUAUUUUAUAUCUGAGGUUCUCAAAGCCAAAACAUAAAAGAUAGUAUACAAAAAUUAACUGUUCAUGGGUAAAUUCUCAGGCAUUUAGAGAUUUUUUUCAGGUGAAUAAUUUGUGUACUAUAUAAUAAUGUGAUUUUAAAAGAAUCAUAGACAAAUAGUAUUUUCCUAUGGCAACUUCUCUGUAAACCAAAAAAUGAAUCUACUAAUAGAUUUUUGCCAGGAAAUAGUUAGUGUACUAGUUUUACCCACAACGUUUUUUUUCCCCCAAAACAUUUAUUAUUAUUUAUUUUUUCCCCAAACAUAUAUUGUACCAUAUAAGGUACUAAGGCUAUUUAUGCCAGUGUGGUUAGAUAAACAUUUAGGGAUCUCUGUAUCAGAAAUGAAGUAUUUUGCACUAUGUGCCUUAAACCAGUUACAAUCAUUAAUACAAAAUGUGUAACAUUUUCUAGAAAUGUUUUCAUUCUUAAUUAAAAUCUUACAAACAUUUAAAUAAUAAACAUAUCUGUGUGAUACAUUA
Messenger RNA from Neofelis nebulosa (Clouded leopard), 7594 nucleotides. RefSeq names its product ADAM metallopeptidase with thrombospondin type 1 motif 20 (gene ADAMTS20). The coding region runs from base 351 to 6098 and encodes 1915 amino acids. The transcript is spliced from 39 exons. Gene Ontology annotation, molecular function: zinc ion binding; metalloendopeptidase activity. The record is from RefSeq and is a predicted model, not a curated record. NCBI's taxonomy places the organism in Eukaryota, Metazoa, Chordata, Mammalia, Carnivora, Felidae. Gene Ontology annotation, biological process: proteolysis; extracellular matrix organization. Gene Ontology annotation, cellular component: extracellular matrix.